AUGCGAAGCGACUGUAGACGAGGAAAAAAUCCAUCUACCGCCAAUACAUAUACAUCAGACAUACUUUCCACAUGUGUAAGUAAACUAUGUUAUCAUUUAUUUUGUCGACAAGAUAUUGCUAAAAAUUUUAUUGUUAAAGAAAAUAUUUCAUUAAUACUUAUUAUAAUGAUUAAUAAAUUGAAACAUGCACGACAAGUUUCUAUUCAAUUUAUUCAAGCAGUAAAACUUUAUGAUAGUAAUUCAAUUUUAUUUAUUACUGUUCUUAAUUUACUUUUGACUGAUUAUCAAGAUAUAUCAUUAUCUAUUGAAUUAUUAAAAGAAAUUUGUCAAACAAAUUUUGUUACAGCACAAGCUGAUAAUGCAGAUGCUAAAAAAAUGAUAACAUUUAUUAUUGAUAUGGUUAAAUUUGAUCCACAUACUAUUCGAACACAUAUUGAUCAAAUAAUUGAUUUAUUCACAGUAGAAGUAAAAUUUAAGAGAAAACAAAAGGAUUAUUACUUAACUAGCAAAUCAUAG
Messenger RNA from Rotaria sp. Silwood2, 516 nucleotides. The record is from the annotation of a GenBank genome assembly. NCBI's taxonomy places the organism in Eukaryota, Metazoa, Rotifera, Eurotatoria, Philodinida, Philodinidae.